AUGGCUGCUAUGUGGAUCUCUAUCUUUGCUCUAUGUUCAUUAUUAUCAGCCCUAUACUCUAUGACUAUCACUCACAAACCCAUGGAGAAGUUUAGUUAUGGCCUGGCGCGAGUUCCAGUUCUAGCGGUGUUCAGCACUACGGUAUUAGCACAACUUUUCUCCAUAUUCCUUUCAAAGGAGUCAUUUGAGCAUAUGCUUUCACCAGAUCAUCAAGGUUCACAUGAACCAUCAAAUAGUGCGCAUGAACACGGUGCAGAGAGUGUAGGAAGCUGGCCAUAUUUUAUUGGCGCUGGAGCCUCUUCCAUAGCUUUGCUAAUAUCUGCAUACUCUCUGAAGAACCAGCCAUUCAACCACGUACUGACUGCAUCGAGCAGUUCAAGUCUACAGGAACAUGCUGCGGAUAUCUGUCAUGCUAUAUGCUGGGUCAUUCCUGGUCUAUCUAGACUUCUCCUGCCCAGAAUCAACUCUAUGGUAUUGCUAGCAACAGUCACGAGCUGCUUACUCAUCCUCUGUGAACAGUUCAGGCAUGAUUUUGCUUGGGCGGAUCCAGUAUGUUGUCUUUUCUUGUGCGUUGCGGUCUUUUCCACAAUGUGGCCAUUGUCAUCCUACACAGGAAUGAUACUUCUACAAACGGCCCCGCCUCAUUUAUUGAAUCAGAUAGAUAGAUGCAUUUCUGAAGCAUCAACUAUUGAUGGUGUCUUGGAGAUUCGGGCGCGACAUUUUUGGCAACUGGAUUUUGCACAGUUGGUGGGCACUGUUGAUGUAAGAGUUCGACGCGACGCUGAUGAGCAAAACGUUUUGACUUUGGUCACAGACAAAAUGUCGUCUGUUGUCAGCAUGCUUACAGUGCAGAUUGUCAAAGAUGCUGCUUGGAACAUGGAGGGUAUGAAUUCGAUGAAUUCAGUAGCUUCUGAGGUAGGUUCUCUCGAAAGCCCCCAUAUUCACGCCCAUGAUGAUGAUCACGGCAAUGGACAUAGUCAUGAUCACGGCCAUAGUCACGACCACGAUCAUGACGAUGAUGGAGGUCAUGGACAUUCCCAUUCUAACCCAGCCGGACAUGGACACUCACAUGGAUCUGCACCCCACUUGGAUGCACACCCCUCCAAUUAUGGAGUGAGUGCAUCCCCGGCAUUCCCCAAUUACCAGCAACCAUACGGCAAUCCUGCAAAUCAUGUCGCAGCUCAUGGUCAUACGCAUGAUGGAGUUACCUAUCAUUGA
This is a messenger RNA of Cylicostephanus goldi, 1218 nucleotides long. Lineage: Eukaryota; Metazoa; Nematoda; Chromadorea; Rhabditida; Strongylidae. The record is from the annotation of a GenBank genome assembly.